Molecule: messenger RNA, 708 nt
Organism: Botrytis cinerea B05.10
Lineage: Eukaryota; Fungi; Ascomycota; Leotiomycetes; Helotiales; Sclerotiniaceae
Exons: 3
Coding region: 104-502 (132 amino acids)
Source: RefSeq, a predicted model, not a curated record
GUCAAUCUCAUCAUAAAUUACACACAACAUCUCAUCCCUCUCAUCCAUUCCUGAGUCUCAGACUCCUUGUCUGUCGACUCCUAAUUGUAACUCAUAAUCGAAAAUGAAGAUCACCAUUCCCCUCACAAGUCUAUUUCUUGGGUUCGCGAGCUAUGCGACUAUCAAUGCUCAAACUGCAGCCGAUACAAUCAGUUCAUGUCAAGCCCAGAAUUCUGAUAAUUUCAUAUUCGCAAACUACGACGGAGACCUAGCAGUCACUUACCCACAUUCCCUCUGUUUCCCAUUCGAAAUCUUCAACAACCCUCUCAGUUCCGCCCUUUUCUGUCGUGAUGCACAUUGUUCAUUCUACAGUGACGACGACUGCACAACACCCUCAGAUUUCUCAAUCACACCCAUCCCUUUCAUUCAAAGCCAAGGUCUUCCUACGAAACUAACAUCUAGCUUGGGGUGGAAGAGCGCGAAAUGUGGAAGUAGUUUGAUAGGAUUUACUUUAGGACAAUAGGAUAAUUGUCCAUAGCGAAACAAAACCUUGUGGAGAACAUGCGAAAAAGUUCAUUUUUACUAUGUACAAGGAGGACGAUUUUAUUUGAAUUGAUUGCCUGCUUUUUUUCUUUUUUUGAUAAUAGAAUAUUGUACUGUCUUUUAUUUCACGGGACUGAGUGACAGAGUGAAGUGGAAGUGGAAGUGAGAGCCAAACCGAAGGCACCA